GUAAUUUGGUAUGUAAAAGCCUUUGGCAAGUGAGUAGUGCAGGGAAGAUGGUGGAAAGAUUCUUUCCCCUCCCUGAUCCAAAUAACGAUCGGAGCUGCCGGGACCGCAGCGACUCUGUCAUUCUUCUUUCCGGCCCUCCUUCCUCGUACCGCCCAAUUUCUCAUUGUUUCUGUCCAAAGAUAUUACCUGUCUGCAACAUAGCUUGAUCUUCGAUCUCAAAUCUGACUUUGUUUUACGCAGAGGAAAAACCUCUUUGCUGUUCCAAUAUGCAUUGAACGCCGCCAUGGGCAGCGUCUCCGCCGUGGUGUUCAUUUCCAACCGUCAGAAAUUAGAAGCAAAACCCCCAUUUCUCUCUCAGUGCGUCGAACCUUCUUCCGACAUUUUUCAGCGUAUUCACAUGAAGUAUAUAGAUGAUGAAGAAGGGAUUAAGAAAUACUUCGCUGCAUUCCAUGUUCAUGAUGAAAUCCCUGUUUCAGUUAUUAUUGAUGAUUUUGCUGAUUUCUUUGAUGAUAGAAAUUGCCAACAAAGGUACAAUAACGCUAGAGGAAAGGACUUGGCAAUGGUUCGAACUUUGGCGUUGUGUCGAAAUGCCAUUGAUUCAGCCAAGUUAGCAAACUGCUCAAUUUAUUUUAUGAUGCCAGUUUAAAAUUGUCCCCCUUUGAUGGUUUUAUGUUUGGAUAUAAGAAACAGAGAAUCAGGACAGUGCCAACUUCUUCUCUCUGAUACUCAUCAUGGUGACUCCCCAAGGUUGCUUUACAUAUAUAAGAGAUGGGUCUCCUCCAUUUACACUAUUAGAGGGGAUGGAUUUGGGUCAUUUUUUCUUAGGAGGAGCUACAAAUUUGGCAUUGACAAAUCAAGUGGAUCAAAAACAGCAAAAUAUUCAGUAUCUCUUCAGUAUUUGCUACUGGAAGGUAUUUCUGAAGAUGCAGAAGAAUGAAACUAAAAAAAAAGUUGUGUUGCUACAAAUUUUAUUCGUGUAUUCUUGUAGAUGUCUUAUUAUGUGGUCUGAGAUGCAAGACAAUGAUAGUUUUGUCAUCUAAUACUUUUUGACAUGUGUACAACUUAAAAUCAUGUUUUAAAAUACCUCAUUCUAUGAUCAUGUUUGUCGUACUCUCUUAUGGGCCUUAUGGCCAUUUAGUUUUCUUUUUCUUUCAAAAAUAUAAUUUAGGGUGUUUUAGCUCAUUGGAGCUGAUUCUAAUGUUUCAACUUUCAAGUAUGAUGUGUAUAUAUGUCAAAAUUGUGGAAGUAAUUAUUUCGUCCUGAAA
Molecule: messenger RNA, 1265 nt
Organism: Cuscuta europaea
Lineage: Eukaryota; Viridiplantae; Streptophyta; Magnoliopsida; Solanales; Convolvulaceae
Source: the annotation of a GenBank genome assembly